Messenger RNA from Vitrella brassicaformis, 924 nucleotides. Lineage: Eukaryota; Vitrellaceae. The record is from the annotation of a GenBank genome assembly.
GGAAAGGGGCAUUUUCCGCCAUCGAAAUGAGGCGCACAUGCGGUCUUGUUAGCCGACUAUCCAUUGCUGUGGCUCGCCGCCGGCCUCCCUUCAUCGCCAGUGCUCAACGGUGCAAGAGCAGCAUCGUGCCACGAGGAGACCAAGACCGCAGCAGCCUCGAUGACAAUGCCGUCGCCCCGCCUGCGUCUGCAGCCGACGAUCCCCUCCCAGUGCCAUCAACAAGAGAAAGUGGCGGCGAAGUGUCUGUGAAGCCGACAGCCACAGAGUCUGACUCAUCGCUCACGGCAGAUGCUGACAGUGGUGGUGGCCUGGUGAUCCCUCGCAGCUGGCUGGACGUGCUGAGCGAGAAGCGGCGCAGGCUGCGGCCGCAGAGGGAGACCAGGGUGGCGAUGAUGGCCGCCACGAUGCCGGUGCAGCGGGCUGUAGAGGAAGAUCUGGAUAGCUCUGGCAGGGAGGCCCUGCCGUGGCAGGCCUAUGUGGCCCCGCUGAUGGUGGGAUGGUUCUUUCUCUGUUUCUGUGGCAUGGGCGUGUUCGCGCUGGCGAGAUGGUCAGCCAGACACACGGACAGAAUGAAUGAAAGACGGAAGGCAAACAGCACCCACGACAUAUCUCUCUCCCUCUGUGUGUGUGUGUGUGUGUGCGUGUGUGUAGGUUUGAUCCCGGGUAUGUGGCUGCCAUGAACUUGAAGGCACUGCGCACCCCUACCAUAUGAGCCCAUUGUCUGGCUGAGCCAGCCAGCGACCAUCCAUCCAUCGAUCCACCGGUCGGCCGUGUGCAGUGAGAGGGGAAGGGUGCUUCUUGGUCGUCUUUGUCGAUGGUGAGUGGGCUGUCAUCAGGGAGAAAGCCUUAAGGCCGGGCGUGAGAGAUGGAUGGAUGGAUGGAUGAUGGAUGGUCGUGUGUGCUGGGACCGAUGGAGGGAUCAAU